Messenger RNA from Blastomyces dermatitidis ER-3, 2149 nucleotides. Its product is annotated as protoheme IX farnesyltransferase. Gene Ontology annotation, molecular function: protoheme IX farnesyltransferase activity. Gene Ontology annotation, cellular component: membrane; mitochondrion. Lineage: Eukaryota; Fungi; Ascomycota; Eurotiomycetes; Onygenales; Ajellomycetaceae. The transcript has a single exon. Gene Ontology annotation, biological process: heme biosynthetic process. The coding region runs from base 107 to 1693 and encodes 528 amino acids. The record is from RefSeq and is a predicted model, not a curated record.
CAAGAAUUCUACAACAACGACUGCACUUCGGAUAGAACAUUUCCCCAUGCGGAUGGCGAGGUCUCUGUUGGCUCAGGCUGCCGAUUAAGUGCAACCUGAAUUGGUUAUGGCCUCACCGCUGUUAUUUGUCCGCCCCGGCGUGGCUUCGGACGCUGCCGCGCUCUGCUCCCGUUGCUUCGCUCACCUAGCGCUGCCGCCAGGGGGGUGCUGGCGGAGAGGCUUCACUGCGAGUAGGAUCUUGCAAAAUGGGGAAUCUCGAGCUUCGACAAUGCCCAGGAUGCUGAGGAAAGCGUACUUCUCUUCCAGUAGGCUACCGGUUAGCCCUUUGUCGAGAAAUGACGCGGUCGAGUGGUUGGGAAGAGGGUCACCGCAUGUUAAUCGAUCGCCUCUCUUCCACUCCGCAGCACCUUCAGUUGAUGCUCAAACGCCAACUGUGUCCCCAGUUGGGACAAGUAGCAAUCAAUCACCUCCUGGUUCCCCCGAGGAACUUCCCCAUCGAAGACGACAACGCUUAAAGGCUGAACGUGAAGCUAAAACCCCUAACUACGAUAUCCGCCCCGAUGCCUCCUCCCGCCUGUCUACUUUAUCAUCCUCUCUCCCAAAAACUUCGCUGCGGGGGACAAUAGCAGCGUUCCUCGCUCUUACGAAACCAAACUUAUCCUUCCUCGUUGUUCUUACCGCUACCACUGCCUACGGCCUCUACCCUAUCCCAACACUCCUUGCCCUAGACCCUUCAGUAACACCUCUCCCGGCACUCUCCACUACUACUCUGACCUUAUUCUACCUUACAAUCGGUACAUUCCUCGCAUCCGGAAGCGCCAACACCCUAAACAUGUUCUUUGAGCCACAGCAUGACGCACGCAUGUCACGUACUCGAAACAGACCACUCGUUCGCAAACUCCUCUCCCCAAGAGCAGCCCUUAUAUUUGCCGCCGUCACCGGCACUGUGGGUGUCACUGCCCUAUACAUGGGCACAAAUCCAACUGUCGCCGCACUAGGUGCUUUCAAUCUUUUCCUAUAUGCAUUUGUCUACACUCCCCUCAAACGUAUUUCCGUUAUAAACACCUGGGUUGGAGCAAUCGUUGGUGGAAUCCCGCCUCUAAUGGGCUGGGCCGCUGCUGCCGGCCAAACUGCUACAACGGGACAUGACGGCUGGUGCGAUCUCCUCUUCGGCCCUGACAGCCCUGGAGGCUGGCUCAUGGCCGCAAUAUUAUUCGCAUGGCAGUUCCCGCACUUCAAUUCCCUCUCCCACACUAUCCGUGAGGAAUACAGAAAUGCGGGCUAUAAAAUGCUCGCGUGGACGAAUCCCGCGCGCAAUGGCCGUGUCGCACUUCGUUACUCGAUCCUCAUGUUCCCACUUUGCGCUGGACUGUGGUGGUUCGGAGUGGUUGAUAAAGGCUUCCUAGUCGGGGGAACACUAGUCAAUUGCUGGCUAGCCAAGGAAGCGUAUCGAUUCUGGAAACUUCAGGGAGCAGCUGGUAGCUCCAGAGGAUUGUUCUGGGCUAGUGUGUGGCAUCUGCCACUCCUGAUGGUGGGGACGCUGGUCACUAAGAAGGGCAUUUGGGAUGGGGUCUGGAGUCAUAUUUUUGGCGAGGAAGAUGAGGAGGACGAGGAGUAUGAAGAGGACGAGAUGAAAGAGGAGACUCGCAAAGUACUCGCAGACGCACUCUUGCCCACAGAACCCAUAGCGUGACGAGGUUUAUUUUCUCAGUCUAGGGAAAUCUGGGAAAGACACCAAUCUUCACUUAUGUAUUAUGUAUAUACCAUACCAUCUUGACUUUGCUGCGCAUUUCUUUAAUCGGCAGGGGAUUUCUCCACUGGGUUUAACUGAAAGGAGGCUUCCAAAUGUGUAGAUAUAUUAAAGAGCCGCUCACUUGAUCUACAGGCGAAGCCGUCACACUAUUUCCUCUCAAUUGAGUGCAGGAUUCUGUACAGAGCAUAGUUAUGCCGGCCCACCCCACCCACUAUCCCCAAUAGUGAGUGAUAAAUCAUGAUUCACCACUACACAAAAUAUCACUACUGUGCUAAUUAUCAUGUUUUUCUUCAUCAUCUAUCUCGAGAUAAUUGAAAGAUCUCAAGAGAUUGAAGAAUAUAUAGUAGCUGUUAUAGAAUUCAAUGAAAAAUUCUCUGUGUAAUAUCAGAUAUUAAC